GUAAAAUGAAUAACCAUUUAAAUUCUUCAUGAUGUUACUUUACAAACUGUCAUUUUUGUUGACGAUUUAUACGUGUGGAGUCAGUACCAGACAUGGUUGGUCCUAUAACGACAUAGAGGGCUGGGGAGGCGAUUGUAACAAUGGAAGAAUGCAAAGCCCAAUAAAUAUUGACCCGAACACAAGUGUUAAUGCCAAAUAUCAAAAGUUUCAUAUUACUACUAAAUAUGCAACCUUAUAUAAUAAUGGACAUACUGUUGACAUCGAGUUUCCCAAGACAGAAACUAUAUUAACUGGUGGAGGUUUACCCAGCACCUAUCGUCUCGAUAACAUACACUUUCAUUGGGGUUCCGAACACACAAUUGCCUCCGAACGAGCUCCACUAGAAGUACAUUUGGUAUUUUUUGAUGUUCAAUAUAAAAAUGUGGAAGAAGCUGUCAAAAAUAAUGGUGUCGCAGUUCUCGGAGUGUUAGCGAAUAACGUAACUGAAUGCAAUCCUUCAAAUUCCUGGAUGACAAUUGGAAAUCAAAUUCUAGGAAUAAUUCAAGCCAAAGGGGAUGAAGUUUUUGUUCCGUCUCAUAUCGAUAUCGAUGAAUUUUUGCCCUCAUCAAAGACCUUUUAUCGAUAUAUUGGGUCUUUAACAACCCCUAAAUGUUCUGAGCAUGUAUUGUGGACUGUUUUUGAGUCGAAAAUUUCUGUGUGCAACCAAAUUAUCGACGUCAUAAAGAGCAUUCAUGAUGUCACCGGAGAGCCGAUGGAAGAAACGUUUAGGCCGGUGCAACCAUUAAAUGGAAGACAAGUAUUUAAAUAUGUACAACCCGAUGAUGAUAAAGUUAACCAUGAUACUAAUAAUGGAAGUUGGUCCUAUGACAACGUAGUUAGUUGGGGAGGCGUAUGUAACACUGGAAAAAUGCAAUCCCCAAUUGAUAUUGAUCCGGACACAACUAUCAAAAUGAAAUAUGAACAAUUGUUUAUUAGUAAUGUUGAUAGAUAUGAAUGCGCAACCUUACACAACAAUGGACAUACAGUUGAGAUCCAACUUCCCAAGGCCGAAAUUACAGUGUCCGGUGGAGCAUUACCCAGUACCUACCGUCUUCAUAACAUUCAUUUUCAUUGGGGUUCUGAACACACAAUCGUCUCCGAACGAGCUGCACUAGAAAUACAUUUAGUAUUUUUUGAUGUUAAAUACAAGGAUCUGGACGAAGCUGUGAAAAAUAAUGGUCUCGCAGUUUUUGGAGUGUUAGCAAAUAACGUAACCCACUGUGAUAAUCCAAGUUCCUGGUCGACAAUUGGAAAUCAAGUUACAGGAAUAAUCAAAGCCAAAGGGGCUGAAAUUCUUCUUCGGAAUCACAUCAAACUGAAUGACUUCUUGCCCUCAUCCAAAACCUUUUAUCGAUAUGAUGGAUCUUUAACCACACCUAAGUGUUCUGAGAAUGUUUUGUGGACUGUUUUCAUGUCGAAAAUUUCCGUGUGCAAUAAAAUUAUCGACGCCAUAAAGAGCAUUCAUGAUAUCAAUGGAAAACGGAUGGAAACAACGUUCAGACCAGUGCAACCAUUAAAUGGAAGAAAAGUAUUCUUGAUGCAAGAAGAAGUAAAAGAUCCAUAUGUAAAUAAGUAUUACCCUAUGGGUUUCUUUAAUUAAAGAUAAAUACGAUAUUAUAAAAAAAUAGCUUACAUAUUUUUAUUUUAC
Aethina tumida (small hive beetle) is the source of this 1687-nucleotide messenger RNA. RefSeq lists its product as uncharacterized. The coding region runs from base 29 to 1639 and encodes 536 amino acids. Gene Ontology annotation, molecular function: zinc ion binding; carbonate dehydratase activity. The transcript has 13 exons. Gene Ontology annotation, cellular component: plasma membrane. The record is from RefSeq and is a predicted model, not a curated record. NCBI's taxonomy places the organism in Eukaryota, Metazoa, Arthropoda, Insecta, Coleoptera, Nitidulidae.